Messenger RNA from Darwinula stevensoni, 3525 nucleotides. Lineage: Eukaryota; Metazoa; Arthropoda; Ostracoda; Podocopida; Darwinulidae. The record is from the annotation of a GenBank genome assembly.
AUGGGAGAAUACUGGAAGUCAGAGCAGCACGCUACGGCCAACGGAUGUGAGGUGAACAGUCAAGAAUGGGGCUUCUGUCUAGAAAGGAGUGAUUCUACAGCAGCUACAACUCCAGGCAUGAAAAACACCAAACCAAAGAUUCCUCAGAAGGCAUCACAUGAGCCGAAUGAGAUUAAGAAACAAUAUUCAGUUGAUGAAAUUCUUGACAAGGCAGAGGAGCUAAUCAAUGCCUUCCAGUAUUCUGUGGCUCAGAAAUUCUGUGAGAGGGCUCUUGAGAUGUCUCCAGACAACCUGAGAGCAUUGGAAUGUACUGCAAGUCUUCUGCUGGAGGUUGGUGACCCAGAAGGUGCUAAGAAGUGCUUGGGUCGAGCCAUCACUUUAGAUCCAGAAAAAGGCCAUUCCAAGUAUCUAUCCAUGGGACAGCUACUUGAUGGAGAGGAGAGCCUCCAAUGCUAUUUGAAAGGAAUUGAACUUAUUUCCAAGCAUCUUGAAGAACAGGCUUCUGCAUCAGGAGGGGAGGAUACAAAGUCCUUGAGGCGAGAAGUAUCUAAUGCAUAUAUAUCAUGUGCAGAGACCUACAUGACAGACCUGUGUUUUGCUGAUGAUGCAGAAUUAAAAUGUGCUGACUUCAUAGAGAAGGCCAUUCAGGCUGAUGACCAGAACCCUGAGGCUUUCCAAUGCCAGGCAAAUUUCCUGUUGGUGAAAGAAGAUGUCCAGGGGGCCAAGAAAGUUAUGGAAAGGAGUUUGGAAUUGUGGCUUCCAUCCUACAUGUCUGCCAGAGAAGGUGAGACUGUAGAGGACCCUGUUCUACUCUGUCCUCUAUCCUACCAGUCCCGUCUCACCACUUCCAAGCUCCUCAUUGAACUCAGCUUGUGGAAUCAAGCUUCUGAGAUCCUAGAUGGAUUGCUCGAAGAAAAUGAUGAGGUGAUUGACCCAUGGUAUCUCCAUGGAUGGUUGAACUAUCUACGAGGAGAGGAGUUUCACAGCAAUGCAAGAUUCUAUCUUCAUCAGGCUAUUCAGGUUCACAAGAAAACAGGAUCAGAUGACAGUGAAAUGGUUCAGCAUACUGAAGAUUUAUUGAAAGAGCUUGGAGGGCCACCAGACUCUGAUGAUGAGGUCAUCGAACCCAUGGAGGAUUUGGAACUGAAAAGUGAAAGUGAUGAAGAACCUUGGAAGCUGAAGGGAGUAGCAGUGAACAGUGGAAACCCAUUGACUGUCCACCACUUUCUGUAUUUGCUAUACUUGCUGGGUUCUACUUCCACUGGCUCUGUCUUCAGAGACCGCCUUUCCCUGCAAACGCUUCACAAUGUCCAGGACUUUCCCAAUUCAACAUAUUGCUCAACACUGGUGACCCAUGGAGAAUCCAUCAAGAGGACAAUACAGGUGGUGAAUCUUGAUCCAGCUGCUGAAAAUUUCUCAUACAGUCCCCUGAUUGAUGUACGAGAAUUGAUUCAGGUGGAUGAUGUCAUGGAAGACCCAGAACUGCACUUUGGACCCAAUGGGGGCUUGAUCUUCUGCCUUGAGUACCUCCUGGAAAAUCAAGAAUGGUUGCAAGAAGCCCUGGGGGAAGAUGAGGAUGACUACAUCCUUUUUGACUGCCCUGGACAAAUAGAAUUGUACACUCACAUGACUGUCAUGAGGCGUCUCAUCUCAUUAGUAUGUGCAGUGUUUUUGAUGGAUUCAAACUUCAUGAUUGAAGGAAGUAAGUUUAUCUCUGGCACAUUGACAGCAUUGAGUGUCAUGGUAAACCUUGAGGUUCCUCAUGUCAACAUCCUCUCUAAAAUGGAUCUUCUUACAACAGGAGCUAAGAAGCAGAUUGCCAAGUUUUUGGAACCAGAUGUGCAACAAUUGCUGACAGGAAGUCAAGAGUUAGCAUGGGAUGAAAAGCAUCACCAACUAACUGAAGCACUUGGACACCUCAUAGAAGACUACAGUCUUGUACAAUUUGUGCCACUUGACAUCACUGAUGAAGAUAGUGUCAUGGAUGUGCUGACCACUAUUGACAAUACAAUUCAGUAUGGUGAGGACCUGGAAUUGGGCCAGUGUGGCAACCAGAUUGGCUUUGAGUUCUGGAAGAAACUCUGUGCAGAACAUGGCAUCAACAAGGAGGGGAUCCUUGAAGAAUUUGCCACUGAAGGUGUUGAUCGCAAAGAUGUCUUCUUUUAUCAGGCUGAUGAUGAACACUACAUCCCACGAUCUGUUCUCCUGGACCUGGAGCCUCGGCUGUACAACCCAGAAAAUAUCUACCUCUCAAAGCAUGGUGGGGGAGCAGGAAACAACUGGGCUUCUGGAUAUUCCCAGGGGACAAAGCUUAGUGAAGAAGUGUUUGAUAUAAUAGAUCGAGAAGCAGAGAGCAGUGAUUCCCUUGAGGGUUUUGUCCUCUGCCAUUCAAUAGCUGGAGGAACUGGAUCAGGCCUAGGCUCAUUUCUGCUUGAACGGCUCAAUGAUCGCUUUCCCAAGAAGUUAGUCCAAACCUACUCGGUGUUUCCCAAUCAGAAGGAGACCAGCGAUGUUGUGGUUCAGCCCUACAACUCCCUGUUAACCCUGAAGCGGUUGACUCAACAUGCAGAUUGUGUGGUUAUUCUUGACAACACUGCCCUGGAUCGCAUUGCAGUAGAUAGACUCCACAUUCAAAAUCCCUCCUUUGCACAGAUCAAUAACCUUGUGUCAACCAUCAUGUCAGCCAGCACUGCCACUCUCAGGUAUCCAUCAUACAUGAAUAAUGACUUGAUUGGGCUCAUUGCUCCCUUGAUUCCCACCCCAAAGCUCCAUUUUUUGAUGACUGGAUACACACCUCUUACAGCAGAAAAUGAGAUGAAAAAUGAAAUUGAUUUGCAGAGGGUGGCAGUCCAGAAGACCACAGUACUGGAUGUGAUGCGUCGCUUACUUCAGCCCAAGAACAUGAUGGUCUCAACUGGCUCUGGUGACAGGAACAUAAGCCAUGUCUACAUUGCCAUCCUCAAUAUCAUUCAGGCAGAUGAUGUUGAUCCAAGACAAGUGUACAAAAGCUUGCAACGAAUUCGAGAAAGGAAGCUUGCCCAGUUCAUCACAUGGGGUCCAGCAUCAGUCCAGGUUGCUCUCAGUCGCAAAUCCCCAUACAUUCAGACUGCUCAUCGUCUGUUCCAGUCCGGCUUGAUCCAGUUUGACAAACUUCGUAAGCGUGAAGCUUUCCUUGAGCCUUUCAAGAAGGAGCCCAUGUUCAAAGAUAGCCUGGAAGAGCUGGACAAUUCCCGGGAGGUCGUCCAGGAGCUCGUUGAUGAGUACGUUGCUGCCACUCGUGAUGACUAUUUCACAUGGAAGCCCAAGGGCUCAGAGAAAGUGGCUUGAAAUUGGAUAUGGAAGAGGAACAAAUACUGCUCAUGAUGCUCUAGUCAAGGACAACGUUUGGGCAUUCAGCCAUCUCAAUUAUUUCAACCUGUUGGAUUCUUCAGAACCUAUUUGUGUUUGAUCACACAGUUGAUCUCGGACGUGAGAUCUUAUCGUCUGAAUAUCGGGGAAGAUUUUCUUCAAAAUAAAAGAACAGUG